AGGAGGGUGGACUGGGGCGGAGGGAUGCGGCUCGGCAGAGGCGGCCGCCACAGGGACUCGCCGCCAUCGCCCCCGCCGCCGUCACAACCUCGGCUCCCGGGGCCCUCUCGGCCGCCGCCUCAGCCGGAGAGCAGCCGCCGCGAGGACUGCUCGCCGUCGCCCCGCACGUCCGGGUAGAGUACUCAGCUGUGUGGGUUACUGCAUAAAUCAUAAAAGACUAUAAUAAGGUGAUAAUGUCUCGGGAACCCAGCCCACCUCUGCCUGGAGAUAUGUCCACUGGUCCUAUAGCAGAAAGCUGGUGUUACACACAGGUUAAAGUAGUAAAGUUUUCCUACAUGUGGACCAUUAAUAACUUCAGUUUUUGUCGAGAGGAAAUGGGUGAAGUGUUAAAAAGUUCAACAUUUUCAUCUGGCCCAAGUGACAAAAUGAAAUGGUGCCUGAGGGUAAACCCAAAGGGAUUAGAUGAUGAAAGUAAAGACUACUUGUCCUUAUAUUUGCUUUUAGUCAGCUGCCCCAAAAGUGAAGUUCGAGCAAAAUUCAAAUUUUCUCUUCUGAACGCUAAAAGGGAAGAAACAAAAGCAAUGGAAAGCCAAAGAGCAUAUCGAUUUGUGCAAGGGAAGGACUGGGGAUUUAAAAAAUUCAUUAGAAGGGAUUUUUUGCUUGAUGAAGCUAAUGGUCUUUUACCAGAUGACAAGCUUACAUUAUUUUGUGAGGUUAGUGUGGUCCAAGAUUCAGUAAACAUAUCAGGACAUACAAAUACAAAUACUUUGAAGGUGCCUGAAUGUCGAUUAGCAGAAGAUUUAGGUAAUCUCUGGGAAAACACAAGAUUUACAGAUUGCAGUUUUUUUGUGAGAGGACAAGAAUUUAAAGCUCAUAAAUCUGUGCUUGCAGCUCGAUCCCCAGUUUUUAAUGCAAUGUUUGAACAUGAAAUGGAAGAAAGCAAAAAGAAUCGAGUGGAAAUAAAUGAUUUAGACCCUGAGGUUUUUAAAGAAAUGAUGAGAUUCGUUUACACAGGGAAAGCACCAAAUCUUGAUAAAAUGGCUGACAACUUGUUGGCAGCUGCAGACAAAUAUGCACUGGAACGACUGAAGGUCAUGUGUGAAGAAGCUUUGUGUAGUAACCUCUCAGUAGAAAAUGUUGCUGAUACCCUUGUCCUUGCAGAUUUGCACAGUGCAGAACAGUUGAAAGCACAAGCCAUAGACUUUAUUAAUAGGUGCAGUGUACUUCGACAACUUGGGUGUAAAGAUGGGAAAAACUGGAACAGCAACCAAGCAACCGACAUAAUGGAAACAUCAGGGUGGAAGUCCAUGAUUCAGUCUCACCCUCACUUAGUAGCAGAAGCCUUCCGGGCAUUAGCAUCUGCACAGUGUCCACAGUUUGGCAUUCCACGCAAACGGCUAAAGCAGUCCUGAAAUCUUCCAUGAACAGUAGGAAAAAAAAGGAAUUGACUUUUACUCCUCCAGGUCCAGAAGGAUUCUAAUACACAAACCAUAAGCAAGAGUUGUUUCUGUUUUCUUGUCCACAGAACAGAAGCUGAAAAAGCAUACUGCUUGCAUUUCAGGUGGAUAAUUUAUGGUUUAUACUUCAGCUUUAAAUUAGACUGAUUACUUCACUUCAAGGCCUUAAAUUAUCUUCAAUGACUUCUCUUGUUCAUAUAAUAACUUUAAUUUUUUUAUUGUGCCUUGUCAUUUUGACCAAGGCUAUGCAGGAUUGCACUAGCUCCAUAAUGCAGUAAUAUUGAUAACUGAUGAUAUUAAGUUUCAAAAGGAUCUUCCAUUAUUUUGGGGAAAAGAAAAUGAAUUUUAUAAGGUUUGUCCUAUGCUAUCUCAAAGUUUAAAACUAGAUUCUCCUUAAAAGCACUUCUAUUGGAGGUUAUCAGUAAUGUCUCCAGUUUAAGUUCUAUAAAUAUAGGAGAACCUGCUUACCUGCAAGGUAAGUUAUGGCAAUACACUGCUUCGAUUCUAAUUUAUUUUUCAUUUCAGGGGGCAAAUAUGCAAUGAGUUGGCCCAGAUUUUUAGUAAAAUUUGUUUGUCUGUAUGUUAGCUGUCCAAGAAACUGUGGGUUUAUCCAAGUUUACAAUGAUUGAAAACUGAUUGAGGUUAAGAUUUCAAUAAGCAGAAAGUAUGUAUUGUGCUGAAGUAAUUUUUUCUUAAUUUAUAAUGUCCUACCUAUAUGAAGAAUUCUGUACAUGUUAAAAGUAAGGAUGACCAAAUGUAAAUUUAAUGAGUGGGCCAAUUAAGGAAGAUAUAUAUGCACUUUUAAUGUGUAACUUUUGUAUGCUGAAUGGUACAUAUAUUUUUUGCUUUGGGGGGAUUAUUAAGGUAUAAUUAAUUGUGUUUCAAUUUUCAAAGAAAUUCAGACGGAGGCAACUGAGAUGUUUGUGAUAUUAAUAGAUAAGAAAGAUAUCCACUAUAGAUAAAUUGGUUUGGAUUUCAUAUAUUCAUUAUUGAAUUUAUCCUUGUUUUAUCACACUUUGGAAAAGGCAACUGAAAAAUAAAUGAAUCCUGGACAGUCUACUCUCCACACAAUUAACAGAUAUUUGUCUUAUAGCGAUUUGUCUGUGGGAGAUGCAUAGUAAAGAAGGGAGCCCUUAGACUAUGUCAGGCCACACUUUGAGCUUUUUCCCCCUUAUUAUUUUCUUCUUUGUAUUUCAGUUACUGUACUAACAUUGUGGAUGAUUGAAAUUCUGCAUAAUGUGAACAGGAUAAACUAUUUAUAAACUGCUUUUCAUGGGCCAGUUCUUUAUUAUACAUGAAUCUUAGCUUUAAACACACAGAAAUGUCAGUGUUUGAUAGUUGUGAGGUCUGUUCUGGUGUAUAGUCCUAGAGAAAGAAGCAGGAGUGAUCAGUGUCCGAGCACCACAUCUGACUUACUGUAGCAGUGACAGUGUGCUUUUCAGGCAAGAUUUUUAUUUGACAACAAGGGAAAAAGUGUGUCACUGGAAAAAAGUUGCAUAUACCUAUAUGUUUGCAUAUAUAAUUUUAUUCUCAAGAUUAAAUUUCUGUAAUUUGUUUAUUUAGUUUUUGAAUUCAGGACAAAGGAAAAAAAUGAAGCUUGAGGUUUUAAAAUAGAUUUUAUUUUUGCUAUCUCUGUUAGAUUGUGACUGAAGCAAUCCUAAUAUAUAAAGAGUGAUUCCUAAUUGCAUUGAACAAACACCAUCAAAUAAGCAUUUGUUAUCCACAACAAACCGCAGUUUGAAAAGAUCAUAUUUUUCACAUGUCUUAGUUUCUUUCUGCAUAUCUUGAUUGAGUCUUUGUUGUGGUAACUUAAAUUUAAAAUUAGAAGAAUUCCUUGGAAUACAAGCAAUGGACUUCAUCCUAUUUAAGAAUAUUAUGGCAAGUAGAAAUUCACUUCCCUAACUCCACCAUAAGAUUGAGCCUGUUAAAUUUAUAAUGUGCAAUUUUAAAAAUACACACACACACACACACACAUUUUUAAUUUUAAGAUUUUACCAGGAUCUUAGAAGAAAACAAAAAUUCCCUCCAGUUAUAGAAUUAUGUUGUCAUAUAUUAAAAUAUCUCUGGUGUAUCCUUUUAUAUCAAAUGUACACCACCCCAGCACAUUGUGAAUUAAUUUACUGCUUCAAUCUGCACUUCUUACCAUAGUGACUAAUACCUUAUAGUGAACAUUUCAGCUUGCCCUUAUUCUAGUGUUUAUUGCAAAUCCUAAGAAUUUUAUUAUAAGGAUUUUUUUUAGUUUGUUAGCACAUUUUGUACCAAAAAUGUCAAACACUGUGCUGUAAAAAUAUCCAUGUUUGUAGAAAUGUCCACUUUUCAAAUAAUAUAAUGCCUACCAUUAUACUAACAGAAUCAUAUGGUAGUUGAUUUAUUUUUUUAUUUAUUAUGUAUAUUUUUGGUAUGGGUUCUUAAGGCAAUGAUUAAAAAAAAGUAUUCUUAUGUUAGUGCUCUAAAAGCCUUUCCCCACCCACUGCCCCAUUUCUAGACUGCAUACAUUUUAUUCAUAAUAGGCACAGUUUUUUGUCCAGAGCAGUCUUGCCUUUUAAACUAUCAACCUGCUCCCGUUUCCCUUUUGACACUUUUCCAUAUAAAGUAUUGAGUGGUUUCAAAUAUUACUUAUUAAAAAAAGAACCAUUGGAUAACCGUUCUUUAGACUAAGAUUUAAAGACACUAUAUUUGUGCCUUUUUCAUUUUUUAAUUUUAACAUGUAUUGAUAUUUGGAGCACAAAUAUGAAGGUGCCAUAAUAUGGCUUGCCAAUUUUACCUCCCUGAAUACUCAUGUCAUUGUCUUCAAAUAGUGAUUAGAGAACCUUGCAUGAAUUACGUGGUCAUUUAUGUGGAAUGCGUGUGUGUGCGCGCGCACGCUUACGCUUGUGUAUCUGUACUCGGGCUUGUGUGGAGAUAUGUUCAGAAAGUGAACCUCUGAAAAUAGGACUCAGUUAAAUGUCAAAAAUUCAGGUUAGUUGAAAUCUUACAUUUAAGUGUGCUUUAUUUUGGAGGAUAAUUUAUUUGACAGGAAAUUUUAAUUCUCAAAAAUGUGUCCAAUGUACUGCAUGAUGAAAUGUGAAAACAGUGCCUUUUUAGGACAUCAAUUGUAAGUGUUAAAAUAUUAACAAAGAUGUCUGAAAAGUUAAGAACAAUAUUAACUUUUAAGCCAGAUCUGAGAGCUUAAAUUGUCAAAAGUGUAAUUAUUAAUUUACCCAUAUAACAUUUUAUGCAUAAAUUUAAUAUUCAAGCAGAAUUCUUUAGAAAAUUAUAGACAAGGGCUGGGGGUGUAGCCCAGUGCUAUGGUGCUUGCUAGCAUGAGGCCCUGGGUUCAAUCCCUAGCACCACCAAAAAUCAAAAAAGUUUGGAUCACCUUGUUGCUAAAACACAACAGGUAUUUUCUUCAGUAAGUUUUAUGAAAGUUCAACUCAACAAGCUUUGCUCACAGCCAUGUAUAAAGAGGUGAACUAGUCUGACGUGGACAUGCAUGCUCUUUGUUGGAUAAAAUAAAUAUUCACUGUACUCUUGUAAAAGGAGGUGGGUGGGUAAAUGGGUUUGUCUUAGUGUUCUCAGAUUAUAAAGACAGCACUUUCAGCACACAUAAGAGUAUUUUGCAAACCUUUUUUAUACAGAUUAUGAGCUCUACUUUAUUUAAAUGUUCAUGGAAUGAUGUAAAUUUUAGGUCCAGUUGAACAAAUAUUGAGUGCCUACCAUAUGCAAGACUUCCUCUCACUGGGAAUGAAAUCACACAGUGUCUUCUGUUUGUAGUAUGUGAACUUUAUGUUUGAAAAGGAAUUCUUUAUAUUAUAAAUCUUUUUCUGUUAUUAGAGUUUAUCAUUGUAUACUGUAACCCAGUUAAUUUUGCAUUCAGAUUUUAAAAAUUAAGAUACAAAAGUCCCAUUUUGAAAAUAUUUCUGCUGAAAUUAUUUAAAUAUUAGUUCUGAGGGAAGUUGACUUUCAAGAUUCAAAUGUAUAAAAUCUUAUUGGACUUUCAGCCUCAUUUUUAAUCAGUUGAUGUUAAUGAUAAGAUACUACUUGUAUCUUGUUGCUGAAAAUAUUUUUUGCAUUUCAGCACGUUGAGUUAAAAUAAAGUUGUUACUACUUAUUCAGAA
Marmota monax (woodchuck) is the source of this 5554-nucleotide messenger RNA. RefSeq names its product speckle type BTB/POZ protein like (gene Spopl). Gene Ontology annotation, biological process: regulation of proteolysis; proteasome-mediated ubiquitin-dependent protein catabolic process. The record is from RefSeq and is a predicted model, not a curated record. The transcript has 11 exons. The coding region runs from base 234 to 1412 and encodes 392 amino acids. Gene Ontology annotation, cellular component: cytoplasm; nucleus. Lineage: Eukaryota; Metazoa; Chordata; Mammalia; Rodentia; Sciuridae. Gene Ontology annotation, molecular function: ubiquitin protein ligase binding.